AUGGUAAAGCGGGAGUUAUGGCGAAAUCCACCCUCACUCUAUUACGAGGGAGAAACCGUUUUGAUUCGAGUCCCUGUCUCAAAGAAAUUAGUUAAGGGAAAGAAAAACUCGCUAAAGAACACCUGUGAAGGGGUGAUCCUUGAGGCUAAUCAUUCCAUGCACAAGUACUCUAUCAGCUACAAUGAUCCCGUGACACUUGAGAGCGAAACGAGGUGGUUUAAAGUAGAUGAUGUUACCUCAGUAACAAAAGAAGAAUAA
Pocillopora meandrina is the source of this 258-nucleotide messenger RNA. The record is from the annotation of a GenBank genome assembly. Lineage: Eukaryota; Metazoa; Cnidaria; Anthozoa; Scleractinia; Pocilloporidae.